Symphalangus syndactylus (siamang) is the source of this 4640-nucleotide messenger RNA. RefSeq names its product G protein-coupled receptor 20 (gene GPR20). Gene Ontology annotation, molecular function: G protein-coupled receptor activity. NCBI's taxonomy places the organism in Eukaryota, Metazoa, Chordata, Mammalia, Primates, Hylobatidae. Gene Ontology annotation, biological process: positive regulation of Rho protein signal transduction; phospholipase C-activating G protein-coupled receptor signaling pathway. Gene Ontology annotation, cellular component: plasma membrane. The record is from RefSeq and is a predicted model, not a curated record.
GUCAGGCCCUAGGAAGGCGAGGUCCGGGCUGCAUGCAGAGCUGAGAGCAGAGAGCUGAGGACUCCCAUCUCCAGCCUGCCCGGGUGAAGCGCGGCCUGGGGUGUGCUGGCUGCCGUCAUGCCCUCUGUGUCUCCAGCGGGGCCCUCGGCCGGGGCAGUCCCCAAUGCCACCACAGUGACAACAGUGUGGACCAAUGCCAGCGGGCUGGAGGUGCCCCUGUUCCACCUGUUUGCCCGGCUGGACGAGGAGCUGCAUGGCGCCUUCCCAGGCCUGUGGCUGGCGCUGAUGGCGGUGCACGGAGCCAUCUUCCUGGUGGGGCUGGUGCUCAACGGGCUGGCGCUGUACGUCUUCUGCUGCCGCACCCGGGCCAAGACACCCUCAGUCAUCUACACCAUCAACCUGGUGGUGACCGAUCUGCUGGUAGGGCUGUCCCUGCCCACGCGCUUCGCUGUGUACUACGGCGCCAGGGGCUGCCUGCACUGCGCCUUCCCGCACGUCCUCGGUUACUUCCUCAACAUGCACUGCUCCAUCCUCUUCCUCACCUGCAUCUGCGUGGACCGCUACCUGGCCAUUGUGCGGCCCGAAGGCUCCCGCCGCUGCCGCCAGCCUGCCUGUGCCAGGGCCGUGUGCGCCUUCGUGUGGCUGGCCGCCGGUGCCGUGACCCUGUCGGUGCUGGGCGUGACAGGCAGCCGGCCCUGCUGCCGUGUCUUUGCGCUGACCGUCCUGGAGUUCCUGCUGCCUCUGCUGGUCAUCAGCGUGUUCACCGGCCGCAUCAUGUGUGCACUGUCGCGGCCAGGUCUGCUCCGCCAGGGUCGCCAGCGCCGCGUGCGGGCCAUGCAGCUGCUGCUCACGGUGCUCAUCAUCUUUCUCGUCUGCUUCACGCCCUUCCAUGCCCGCCAGGUGGCCGUGGCGCUGUGGCCCGACAUGCCACACCACGUGAGCCUCGUGGUCUACCACGUGGCCGUGACCCUCAGCAGCCUCAACAGCUGCAUGGACCCCAUCGUCUACUGCUUCGUCACCAGUGGCUUCCAGGCCACCGUCCGAGGCCUCUUCGGCCAGCACGGAGGAGAGUGUGAGCCCAGCAGCGGUGACGUGGUCAGCAUGCACAGGAGCUCCAAGGGCUCAGGCCGUCCUCACAUCCUCAGCGCCAGCCCUCACGCCCUCACCCAGGCCCUGGCUAAUGGGCCCGAGGCUUAGUCAGCAGGGCUCUGCCAGGGGCCGAAGGUCAGGGCUCAUCUGGGCAUGCCAGCGUGGAUACCCACCAUGCCAGGGGUGGCAAUCGGUUUCAUCUCGAUUGAUUGGUGAUGGCUACCCAGAGCACAGCAUUGAGAGUCUAAGGCCACUGUGCUGUGGUUGAUUAGCAAUGUCUGCCACUGACUCCAGAUGGGAUGUGGUGGCCUGAAUGCCAGUGAUUUGCUGUUCCUGGGGUAUAGCGCAUCCACUGAAAACUCACAGGGGUAGCCAGGAGCUGCUCCUCACUUUGGCCAGUUUGUCUCCGGAAGGAGGUUUCUCAGAAAAAAGGACAAGGUGGAUUCCAUUGAUUAGAAGGAUGAGAUGAAAAAGAAAAAAGAAAAAAGGACAAAGAUUAUUUAGGUGCUGGGAAUUCCCAAGAGAGUUAAGAAACAACCUGAAUUCCCAAGAGAGUUAACAACAACAAUGCUCCCUCCAUCACACACACAGGAGGAAGGACAAGGACAGAAAGAAAAGGCCAGGGAGCAUUCGUGUUGCAUUAAUGGAGGUGGCGGGGGGUGCAUGUCUCUGCAAGACCCCCCCACCUGAGGCCUCCAUGAAUUGCACGAUAAAACAGCAGACACCCACGGGCCGCUCUGCUGUGAGCAAGCACUUUGAGAUCUGGGUUGACACUUGAACCCACAACAACCCACAAAGGAGAGGCUAUUUUUCAUCCAUUUCUUGGGGCUGGUGGGGUCCAGUGACACACACAGGGGCCACAGCUGGGAAAUGGCAGGGUCAGAAUGAAAACCAGCCCCACCUCCUCCAGUGCCCUUGCACCUCCUUCCACAGAGAGUGCACGAUCUUCCCAAAGCCCCCACUCUAGGAAUGGCCUCAGAACGGCUUGCCUGCUGCCCCAGGCAGAGGCAGCGCUCACGGCCCCAUCCUAUGGAUAAGAAAACCAAGAACAAAGUCACGCAGCAGUGAACCCAGGCAUGCCGGGUUGUGGCCGCCAUCUCCCCAUGCAAACAGCCAUUUUCCUCCCCUCCGGGGACAGAGAAGACGUGACCAGCUGCUCUGGCCCAGCUCACUAUGCAUCCCCAUGCCUUCACUAGGGAGGGAGCCUUUCUCUGGCUGGGGCCUCUGAUCAUCUCCUCGGAGCUGGACGCCAGGAUUUCCUCCCACGUGCCUUCUGCCAAGUGUCCAAGCUCCCAGCCCCUUCAGGACUGGUAUAUGGGGAAGGGGGCCUGUGGUGAGGAAGAGGAGUGUGGGACAUCCCUGGCACUUCCAGCUCCGAGGCCCUGCCAUCAGACCUGGCCAUAGCCACUGAAGCAGGCGAGAUGGGCUCAGGUCCUCAGGCCAGGCCUUUGGCUACAGAGAAGUCCUACACACUCAGGGUGACCAUGGCCUGUGUGGCUGGGAGCAGGAGGGGGAGGAGGAGGAAAAGGCUGGGGCUCCCCGAUUAGGCUUGAGGCAGAGUCUCCUGUCCCCAGUUUAGGGUCCUGGACUUUAUCUCCCCAUGUUACAAAUGAGGAAACUGAGGCUCAGAGGGAGAAAGGGGCUUGCCAAGCUCAUAGAGUGAGUGCCUGAGUCAUCCAAGGCCAGUAUUGUCCUCACCAACCCCAACUGUGGCCAUGUGGGGCAGCUGGGGUGGGGGGCGCCGGCCCAGAGGAGGCAGAGGCAUGCCCAGUAAGGUGGUGGAACUGGGAGUGCUGCCGGGGUACUUCCUCCCUGGGUCCAGAUGCUCGAGAAGCAGUGGGUAUCACCAUGGCCACCAGCAUUCUUGAUACUUACCAGGCACCAGACACAAUUCUGGAACCUUCCCCCAGCCCCCAGGUCUCGGGCGCUGCUCAGAGAGGGGCUGUGGCUUACUAGGGAUGCAGGGUUCCACAAGGUGGAGGGGUCCAGCUUUCAGGAAAGGACGCGGCUGGGGGACAGGGCUGUGCAUGCAGAAAAACCCCGCUGACCACAGGAGCAGCCUUCACAGCGGCUUUCAGGCAAGCAGGCACCAACAGCGAGCGAGCCAUCAUUCCCAGGGCUGCGAGCCGGCACCCACGUGGUCACACGUCUGGAGCUGAGGAGUGAGGGGUCAGGGCUCAGGUGUCCUGCCCAGCCCAAGCCAUGAGCCUCUUCCAGGCUCAUGUGGCCCAACAGUCCCUGAACGGCCUUGCUUCUCUGGGACCCCUCCACCCACGCUCACAAGUCAUCCAGGGCCAGGGACUCUGGACCCCACUCCUCCAGGGGCUGUGGGUCCUCUUGCUCCAUCUUAGGGGGUGCCCAAAGCCCCAGAGACUACCUGCCGGCUCCCACUCCCACCCCUCAAACAAGCUCUGCACGUGGCCUGGAGUAUGAUACCCCUCUGCCCUUGGUCCCGCACUGUACUGUGAAGACCCCUCCAGGCCGGGGCUGCAAGGAGGCAGGGGCCAGCGGGAACGAGUGCUAAGGCGAGGGGGAAUGGCCUGGGCAAAGGUGAGGCCGAGUGCCCACCUCGCUGGGGCCAGUGAAGGGCCUUCCAUGAAGCUUCCCGGCCCCUCCCCCCCAGUCUUCCCUGCCCCUCCCCCGCCAGUCUUCCCUGCCCCUCCUCCACCAGUGUUACCUGCCCCUCGGGCCUUUGGCCUCCCCAUCAGUGAUCCGCAGCCUGGCUCCAUUCCUGGUUGUCACUCUAAUUCACGCUAAAGAGUGAAUGGCUGACACUCAAGGAUUGCUGUGCUUGAAGAGGCAGGGCUUGCAAUUUUUCUGGAACAAUCCCUUUCUUCAGGAGGAGGGGUCUCUAAGGCAGGUGAGCCAGGUCCCCCUCCUUGUCCCCAAGUCUGAAAUCCCAUCAUUCAACUUGGGUUCCUCGGGCCUCAGAGGCUUCUCAGAUUGUAAGAGGCCGGGAGGGGAAGGAAUCCUGUCCGAAGCAGGUGCGUCCGCUACCACUCAUGCUGGAGAGGACGGGCUGCCUGUCUUCUGUGGCCAGGGACACAGGCUUGGGUCCCAUCCUCAGACCUCUGAGAACUGCUUGCCAGGCCCCCAUGCAGAACCCUUGAUAGGCAAGCCUCAGUUUCUCCACACCCCACUCCUCUUUCUCCUCUCCUCAGCCUUAUAGCUGGAGGGCAGGGGGCUGGGGGAGGGGGGUCACCCUAAUGCCCUGGACUGGGCCCCACAACUCCUCCAGGGGCUUGCUUCCUCCUCCUGAUGGCCAGCUCCUUCCCACUUCAGCCUCCUCUGUGGGCACCGAAGCCCAGGAGCUUCAAAAGUCAGACCAAGGCUGUCCUUGGUCCCACGGGGGCAGAGGUGAGCUCUGUGCGCGCCCCCUCUCCACACUCUCACGGGGACAGGGCAUGAGAUCUUUGUGCCCCCUCCCCAUGAUCUCCCUUUCCAGAUUUUCAAAACGCCCAAGUGACGUGAAAUGGUGUGUGUAUUUAUAUCCGACGUAAACAAUCUCCUUCACGAGAUGUCCUCGUCUGGAAUUAAAGUUGUUUAUUCUA